CGGCCGCUCCCGCUGCAGCUGCUCGCCGGGUUCGCCGUGCCCUGCCCGCGCGGCCCCGGCUGUUCUCAUCCCGGCCGCCGCCCGGGCCGCUGCUGGUGACCACUCGCCGCUCCGCCGGAGGCUUCACCCGCGCCCUCCCUCAGGACGCGCCCGCGGAGCUCCGGCCCCUGCGCCCCGCUCGCGGAGACCGCGCCGCGCGCCGGGCGGCGGCGAGGCCGGAAGAUGGCCUGGGUGCUCAAGAUGGACGAGGUGAUAGAGUCCGGGCUGGUGCACGACUUCGACGCCAGCCUCUCGGGCAUCGGGCAGGAGCUGGGCGCCGGCGCCUACAGCAUGAGCGAUGUCUUGGCAUUGCCCAUUUUCAAGCAGGAAGAUUCUAGCCUUCCGCUGGAUGACGAGACCAAACACCCCCCCUUCCAGUAUGUGAUGUGUGCCGCGACAUCGCCCGCCGUGAAGCUGCACGACGAGACGCUCACGUACUUGAACCAAGGUCAGUCUUACGAAAUCCGAAUGCUGGAUAAUCGGAAAAUGGGAGAUGUGCCUGAGAUCACUGGAAAACUGGUAAAGAGCAUCAUUAGAGUUGUAUUCCAUGACCGACGACUCCAGUAUACAGAGCAUCAGCAGCUUGAAGGUUGGAAGUGGAAUCGCCCGGGAGACAGACUCCUCGACUUAGAUAUUCCAAUGUCCGUGGGAAUAAUUGACACCAGGACAAAUCCAAGCCAGUUAAAUGCAGUUGAAUUUCUGUGGGAUCCUGCAAAACGCACAUCUGCUUUCAUUCAGGUACACUGCAUCAGCACCGAAUUCACUCCCCGGAAGCACGGAGGUGAGAAGGGAGUGCCCUUUAGGAUCCAGGUUGACACCUUCAAGCAGAAUGAAAAUGGAGAAUACACAGAUCACCUACACUCAGCUAGCUGCCAAAUCAAAGUUUUUAAGCCAAAAGGUGCAGAUAGGAAACAAAAAACGGACCGGGAGAAGAUGGAGAAGCGAGCCGCGCACGAGAAGGAGAAGUACCAGCCGUCCUACGACACCACGGUCCUCACGGAGAUGAGGCUUGAGCCUAUAAUUGAAGAUGCAGUUGAACAUGAGCAGAAAAAGUCCAGCAAGCGGACUUUGCCAGCAGACUACGGUGAUUCUCUGGCAAAGCGAGGCAGUUGCUCUCCGUGGCCCGAUACCCCCACAGCCUACGUGAACAACAGCCCGUCCGCGGCCCCCGCCUUCACGUCCCCGCCGCAGAGCGCCUGCAGCGUCCCGGACAGCAAUUCUUCUUCCCCAAAUCAUCAGGGAGAUGGAAUUCCACAGGCCUCUAGUGAACAACUUCAGCCUUCAGCCACGAUCCAGGAAACACAGCAGUGGCUGCUCAAAAACAGAUUCUCUUCCUACACGAGACUAUUCUCCAACUUUUUAGGUGCCGACUUGUUAAAACUGACCAAGGAGGACCUAGUACAAAUCUGUGGUGCAGCUGAUGGGAUUCGGCUCUAUAACUCACUGAAGUCGAGGUCGGUGCGGCCCCGCCUGACCCUCUACGUCUGCCGCGAGCAGCCGGCGCCGCAGGGGCAGCAGCAGGCGGCGGGCGGGGGCGACAGCGGCAGCGCCGCGCCCUUCGUUUAUCAUGCAAUCUACUUGGAAGAAAUGGUUGCCUCAGAAGUUGCUCGAAAACUUGCGCUGGUGUUUAAUAUUCCUUUCCACCAAAUUAACCAGGUUUACAGACAGGGUCCCACUGGUAUUCACAUUCUUGUUAGCGAUCAGAUGGUUCAGAACUUUCAAGAUGAGAGUUGUUUUUUAUUCUCCACAGUAAAAGCUGAAAAUGGUGGUGGCGUCCACAUCAUUUUGAAGUGACGUCCUCCGUAGUCUGAACUCUAUUCAGCACCAAAUAAAAGUCACGCUUAAAAGUGUGUGAAGACUGAAUCCAAGAAGUCUUGGGAUUGGAUUUUACCGUAUGAAAUGUUUCAUAUUGAAAACACAGGAUGACCUUCCUAAUGAGCUGGACGAGAGGCGCCCCUGCUCCGCGGCCCCGCGCAGCUAGGCCGCCUGCCUCUCUGCCGGAGAGGCCAGCACACAGGUCCAGAGCAGCCUUUGCUGUCUUUUACACUGUAUGCGGUUUGGAGAUGAAUGUACUGUGGGCAUUGACAUUUCUGGGCCAGUGUGGUGUCUGUGGCCUGGACCUUAUGCUGACCUGGGAGGGGGGCCGGGCCGCCGCGGACACGGGCCGAUCGGUGGUCAGGGGAGAGGCGCGGCGCCUCCUCGGAAAAAUCAUGUCUAAGGGUGUGCGUCUGCCAUGAUCAUGCCGGAUCGGGAGGAUCCAAGCCAGGAAGACGGGCUUGAAGCAAACUGCAUUAUCAAGAGUACCUUGGUGAGAGGAUCAGUGUAAAUCCUAAUAGGUACAAAGACUUUUGUGUUUUUGCUUUGUCACAGAUUUAUUGAAAAACUUUUUGCUUCUGCUUCCAUUUUUAGCAUUUGUUUCUGGUUUUCAUUUUUGAAUCCCCAAUGCCUUUUAAACUCAUGUGGUUUUCUUUCUCCUUUUUCUCUGUCUCCAACCACUUAGCAACCGCCUUCCCUGACCCCCUUCCUGUUCAACAUUUUUUAAAAGCCCUGUUCCAGACAUUGGAAAUACACCCAAGCAGGAGAAAACAGUGUGAUAGUUUGUAACUUCGUGUUAAGGGGUCUUCAUUAUCAGGAGUUGAAAUUAUUCUUGGAACACUAGACAUCACAAACACUAUCUUGCACCAUCAAAAUUCCUUACUUCUCAAAUAUGGAGCUUUAGUACAAUCAUGGGUAACAUUCUAGUGAUUAUUUAGGGACUUUUUAUACACCACAUAAUAGCUUCUUUUUCUAUGAAAAGAGUGCCUCUUUCACAAAACCAAAUGCUUGUCGGCCAGUAUACUUUUCAAAGGGAAUCACUGUUUUUUGCUAUUUUUUCUACUAUCUCUCUUUUCCCUUCACCCAAAGCCUUCCCAAAAUUCGUCAGCAAGCAUUUGAGGCCUGUGGUGUACUAGACACAAUUAAAAAAACAAACCACUUCGAUUGCAUUUUAAUUAUACCAUCUCUAUUUACCCAGUGUCUUGGUUUUGAAUGUUUUAUUUGAUGCUUGAGUUUGAAAUCUUUCCCAAAAGACAAAACUACUCCAGUGGGUAAAAGCUUUGUAUUUUGUUUUAUUCAUAAAGGGGGUUAUUUGAUAUUUUUAAGAAAGUACUGUCUUUAAAUACUCCAUCUUUGGCCUGAAAAUAAAUAUCCCUUACUUGUAUAGACCCCAAGCUGGAGAGCUUUCCUUCUGUCAUUUCCCCUUUGCUUUCGCUACGACCACAUGUUUUCUGUACCAAUCACUUGGGAAAGAAGUGAGCUCUCUCCAUUGUUUUAGAGUUUUGCUUGUCUAUUUAGCAUUCCUUUUUGAGUCUCAAGAUUUAUGGAACAAUAAAUGUCAUUUAAUGCUGUGUGCUAUUUUGAAUUCAUCAGGUUUUUACAAGUGGGGUUAAAAAAAAAAAAAAGCUCGUCAAACUUGAAAUUACACCAAGCAGCAAUGAACAGGAGUCUGUCCCAGUGGAACAGGUUAAAUUACGGCACCAGCAAAUUUGCUACUUGUUUUUUUAAUAGUAGGAUGUACACAUUUCAGUAUAAUAAAUGUUUUCCGAUUGUUUUUGCAAA
Cervus elaphus (red deer) is the source of this 3636-nucleotide messenger RNA. It is a transcript of the gene UBP1, whose product is annotated as upstream binding protein 1. The record is from RefSeq and is a predicted model, not a curated record. Lineage: Eukaryota; Metazoa; Chordata; Mammalia; Artiodactyla; Cervidae. Bases 223 to 1833 code for a protein of 536 amino acids. The transcript is spliced from 16 exons. Gene Ontology annotation, biological process: regulation of transcription by RNA polymerase II. Gene Ontology annotation, cellular component: nucleus. Gene Ontology annotation, molecular function: DNA-binding transcription activator activity, RNA polymerase II-specific; RNA polymerase II cis-regulatory region sequence-specific DNA binding.